GCACAUGCCCAGACGCGGGGGAAAGGCUCCGUCCCGGCUCGCGGGAAGUUCGGCGGCCGCCGCCGCCGCAGCAGCAGCAGCAGCCCCGCUGGGUGCGGGGGAGGCUCCGGCUCCGGCUCCGGCUCCGGCCGAUGGACGCCGGCGCCGGCGGGGCAGAAGCUUUUGUUUGGGUGAAUGAUGCAUUGGCUCAUUCCCAGAGUGUUGCCAAGGCCAAAUAUGAAUUUCUGUUCUGUGGGGCAGAAACAGAGAAACCUUCAGAAACAGGUGGACAAGGAGAUAGCACUCUGCUCCCACAUAAUGUCUCCAAUGAAUUUCCAGAAUAUGGCACUAUGGAGCAAGGUGCAGAAGCACUGAGGAGUUCAUCUGAGUUUCUAGCAGAGGCUAUAACAUGCAGUCCAGAAAGGAGGGAGGAUGACCAGUUGCCUACUCUUCUUGCAAGUGGCACUUAUGCAGAUGAGCCAAAAUCUUGCAUUGAGGCAUCACUGCUACCAUCGAAGGAAGAAACUUUGCCACGUAUUGAUAGACAGACUGGGAUUAUGAAAAUUUCUCAAGAGCUAGAAGCUGCAAAAGUACAGAAGGGAGCAAACGCUUCUCUUUGUUCAGAGCUGCAAAUGGAAAAAGAAAGGAAUAUUGGCAGCCAAGAUGUACAGGCAGCCAGAGAAUUGGUUCCAGCAGGCCAAGAAAAACCCUCAGACAAGCCUCUUCCAUCUGAAGUAAGAGCUGAGGAGAAAUUGUAUUUGAUCAUAGAAAAAGAUCUGGCUGCAAUAGUAACUGGAGAAAUGCAGUCAGAGUCCUUGCAAGCCAUCAAUAAUAAAACUGAGGAGGUCCCCAAAGUGAAGGAGACAAGCUGUCAUAGACCAUCUGUACCAGCCCUGGAGGCAGAUAGCAAAGUUGGGGGCGUUAUCAGUAUUCUGGGGGAGGGAUGGUCAGAUUUUGAGAAGGAAUUUUCAGCGUACAAUCCAGGCGAGAUGCAGACGGGUCCUGGGAGGAGGAUAUCGAAAGAGGCAGCUGUGAGCAAACACGUAGAAUUUCAAGGGGUGGAGAUUUUAUGGAUACAGAAAGCAGAGGAGCAGAAGGGAGUGAAGCAUACAGCGCUAGAGGCCAAUGCACACUUACAAGGGGCUGUGUCUGUAGAAAAGAAGUUCUCCAAAGCAUCAAGCCACCCCAUUCCAGCCCCAGUUUCCUCAGGGUUAGUCACUUUGUCUGAGAGUGUUUGGAACGAAGCCCAGGCAGAUUUCAAACGAGGAGUUGGUUCGGAGUCCUUUUCUCUAGCUUUGCUAGCUGAAGGUGGGGAGGAUGGAAUCUUUGUGAAGGAUAAACUUGCUGAAGAAAAGAACCAUGUGCUAAACACAGACAGUGAAAGGAUCAUGGAGGAGGAAGAAGCAGCCACGGGAGGCUAUGAAGAUGUCCUUGGACAAAGGCAUGCAGAAGUUUCCAUUGAUGUAUAUAGCUCACAGUUUGAAAACAUUCUAGACAAUGCUUCUUUAUAUUAUAGUGCAGAAUCCCUGGAGACUUUAUACUCAGAACCCGAUAGUUACUUUAGUUUUGAAAUGCCACUCACUCCGAUGAUCCAGCAACGUAUCAAGGAAGGCAGUCAGUUCUUAGAAAGAACUGCUUCAGGACAGCAAGAUGUCUGUAAGCUUCCCACAAAUGGUGAAAUCAAGAGUCAAUGUGGAGAGAUCUCCAGUGGACUAAGGGAUGGAAGUGACACCCUCUUCAGAAGAGGCGUCGCAGAGGUUACUCAUUUGGACAGCAAUGCUGGACUGAAAAACUCACUGUUCGACUCCACAGCUGCCAUGGGUGGCAAUGAGCUCCUGGAGAAAGAUGGCACCGAAAACCAUAGUCAAGAUCUUAGCAAUGGCACUGACAGCAAUUUGGAAGCAGCCAGGAGGCUGGCUAAGCGCCUCUACCAACUGGACCGAUUCAAGCGCUCUGAUGUGGCAAAGCACCUGGGUAAAAACAAUGAGUUCAGCAAACUUGUGGCUGAAGAAUACCUGAAGUUUUUUGAUUUCACGGGUAUGACGCUGGAUCAUUCCCUCAGGAGUUUCUUUAAAGCCUUUUCACUUAUUGGAGAAACUCAGGAAAGAGAGAGAGUAUUAAUCCACUUCUCCAACAGAUACUAUCAGUGUAACCCAAACACCGUUUCUACUCAAGAUGGAGUCCAUUGUCUCACCUGUGCAGUGAUGCUGCUGAACACUGACUUACAUGGCCAUAACAUUGGGAAAAAGAUGACCUGCCAAGAAUUCAUUGCCAACCUUCAGGGGAUGAAUGAAAGCAAAGAUUUCCCCAGGGGGCUGCUGAAGGCUCUCUACAAUUCGAUCAAGAAUGAGAAGCUUGACUGGGCAGUAGACGAAGAGGAGAAAAAAAAAUCUCACUCUGAUGGCACUGAUGAGAAGGAUAACGGACCCCAUUCAAAGGCCAUGACUCGGAUCGGCCAUUCCAAUAACCCCUUCCUGGACAUUCCUCAUGAUCCCAAUGCUGCUGUGUAUAAAACUGGAUUUCUGGCUCGUAAAAUCCAUGCAGAUAUGGAUGGAAAGAGGACUCCCAGAGGGAAGCGUGGCUGGAAAACCUUCUAUGCUGUGCUGAAGGGAACAGUGCUUUACUUGCAAAAGGAUGAAUAUAAACCAGAAAAGGCUUUGUUUGAGGAGGAUUUGAAAAAUGCAGUUAGCGUGCACCAUGCAUUGGCAUCAAAGGCAACAGACUAUGAGAAGAGGCCCAACGUCCUAAAGCUCAAAACAGCUGACUGGAGGGUCCUGCUUUUCCAAGCCCAGAGCCCAGAAGAAAUGCAGGCAUGGAUCAAGAAAAUCAAUUGUGUGGCAGCAAUAUUUUCUGCUCCACCAUUUCCAGCUGCUAUUGGCUCUCAGAAGAAGUUCAGUCGUCCGCUUCUGCCAGCCACCACAACAAAGUUAUCUCAGGAUGAACAGCUGAAAUCACAUGAAGCUAAGCUGAAGCAAAUCUCUACCGAGCUAGCCGAGCAUCGUUCCUACCCGCCGGACAAGAAACUUAAAGGCAAGGAAGUAGAUGACUACAAACUGAAAGACCACUAUCUGGAGUUUGAGAAAAUCCGCUAUGAGAUUUAUGUUGCCUUACUGAAAGAAGGGGGGAAGGAGCUUCUGAGCAGUGGAGAAAAUGAUGGGCCAGGACUGAAGAAAUCCCAUUCGAGUCCCUCGUUAAAUCAGGAGUCUCCUGUUAGUGUCAAGGUGAAGCGAAACAUCUCCGAGAGGAAGGACUACAGGCCAGAAACACCCAGCAUCAAGCAGAAGGUCACUUAGACUGCAUGAGACAGCUGUAGAAACAGCCAUGCAGCAAAAUACCAGUGGUCAAAAAUUUCCUUUGCUAACCUGUCAGUAACAAAAACAAACCAAUGCAUCUGCCUGAAUGGGGUGGUAGUGACAUUUUCUAUUGUAUAUUUUGUUGUUUCUGUACAGAUUGUGGGAGAUGUCUUGGCUCCUGAUUUGCUUUGCCUUGUUAAUUUAUCAUCUAGCCAUGAAAGCACCUCUUUUUUUUUUUUUUUUUGAGGGGUGGGAGUGGGACUCCCUGAUUUAUUGCACAUCUCCUCCCCUUCUGUCCUCUCUCAUUGGCACGUGACUUUCAUCUCAAGUCAGCUGUGACCUUUCUCCUUGCAGUGGGAAAAGGAACUGGACAAGCACUGCAGCAUAGUAAAUGCUAGCUGCGGUGACAAGAAAUGAAUUGUUGCAGAGAUGGAACUGACCACUCCCUGCAGGUUAGUUAAAUUCUGACAUUGCAACUGGAGAUCUCCCAAUCAUGUGAAACAUACUGGUACUUGUACUAUAGUGAUAGGAGCCAUAGGAUACUGGAUUGUAUUAACUCUGGACCCACACACACCAAGGGACUAAACAAUGAAAAUCACUGGGAAUGCUGGGAUUACAGAAUUAGAACAGGUAUUUCAACAUGAAGACUCUUUGGGGGCGCAGCAGGAGGGGGAUGCCCAAAGCCAUGUCUCUUUUGAUGAUUGAUCCAGCCAGCAUGAAUUUUAUUUUUCCAUUUCAUUAAGCAAUAGGCUGUUGUAGAUGACAACUGCUGGCUGUGUGUUGUAGUAGAAAAGGGAAUCCCACGUGUUUCUCAACAAUACACUCUCACGCUGCUGCUAUAUAGAGUCUUAAUAUGCAUUGUUCAUCUGCGGUUUCCCUCCAGAAUUUUGAUUUAGUAAGCGCAGAUAUUCUGCAGUCACUGUGAUACCAAUGGAGGUGUUCUCAUGUUCUCUUCUGAAAGGAAUUCUGUUAAACGAUCCCUUGAAUUUUUCACAAGUGUUUAGAAAGAACAUGGAACAGAAGUCCUGGUGACUCAGGGACUUAAUGGAAUAGAGACUCUUUGGUCUUAGAGCCAGAAUCUGACCCCAUUCCAGUUGCUCUGUCCCUGGCAGUCACAAUGAUGCAGCCAUAGGGCCAGCAAAACCUGCCCUCUGUGGAGUCUUCCUUUAAUAGCAACUCCUGGCCUCUAUAUAAGGACAUAGCCUGGGGGAAAAGGGACUUGGCCAGGGUGUCUGUAGACCUCAGCUUUCCCCAGCUGCUGGAGUGGCCCUUUUGGGCUGCGGGCAGCCAGGUGUAACUUAAAGCAGCCCUGAGGUUGCCUUAACUUACACCAAGGCCAGGAUCCAGGGAGCGUGAAGGUGACUAAGAGACACCUUUGCUUCUUCCCAGGGCCCGCCCAUCUUGUGCUUACUGCAGCUCGUCUUGUCUGGGGGGAUCUAAUCCUUAAUAUGCAAAGACAGCCCAGGUCAAUAUAAAGUGCAGUAGGUGGCCUCGAAGAAAUGUCUAGCUAUCUCGGGUCUGGUUCUUUCAGGGGCCGGUAUUUACAUCACAGAGCUCCUCAUUACAGAGGGUAUACUUGUGGGCAGGUUCAGCAGAGAGGCCAAGGACUGAUUGAUUGGUCAUGUACAUCAAACCAUUCUGGACUACUAAACUACCAGACUAGCAGGCAGUAGAGGGAGCAAUCAAGCAAGAUAAGGACCUUGCAGAGAAACUAAAUGAUUUCUCUAUACCAGUCUCCACCACAAAGAACAACCAUGGGAUACGUACCCCAGAGCUCUAGACUGUAAUACCCAUGCUGUGCUGUCAGAGAUCGUAGCACUGAAAGAGGAAGUGGUGCACCACGAUCAUUUAGGAUGCAGUCACUCACCAGGACCCGAUGGUAUUGAUUCCAAGAGUUCCAAUGUGACUUAUGAAUGGAGUGACUGAGCUGCUCACAAACAUUUGUAAACUGUCGUCGUCCUAGAAAUCUAGAGGAUAGCCAGUGCUUGACUUCAUUUUAAAAAUGACAUUGGGAGUGACUGCGAUUCACAGAGCUGUGAGGCAGGCCGGUCAACAUUUUCCAACAUUUGGAUUUGUUUUUUAAAAAUUACGUUAUGCUUAAAGUUAAGCACAUUGUCUAAGUGCUGUCCCGAAGAGGAACUUUCCUGAAUUAGGGCCAAAGUUAUGUGCUUGAGCAACAUGCUGGGAAGUGUCAUUCCCUGUAGACGAGAACAAGGGUAAUAUACAUUGGAAGAAAUAAUUUGAACUACUCGUUGAGGGGUAGUAGAUUAGCCACUCAGGAGAAAGGCCUAGGCACCCUGCAGCUGUUCAUUGUACAGUAGUAGUUAAAAAAAAAAAAAAAGGGCAGUAAAUGAGAGGCUGAGUUAUAUGAGAGGUUGUUAUACUGAGAGAGAGAGCGAGAGCGCUAAUACUGAGACUGCUAAAUGCCGUUACAUAGGGAGAUGAUCUUGAGUCCUGCAACCAUUUCACAUCACUUCCUCACAGUAACAGUACAGCAGAAACAGAAAUGGCCAGAGAAGUCACAAUUUGAUCCCUGCUCCACUCCCAGGGCAGUGUAGCUCUACUCUGGCCCUUACUCAAGGCAUCCAGGUACUUGUGUUUGCCUUUUAAACCACCUCACUCUAUUUGUAAAGAGGUGAUAAUUGCAAAUGUUUGCGUUGGCUGUUAAGAUAGUCUGGCUGCCCAUGGGUUCUGUUUGAGUUGUUGAUCUCUCAGUCACAAGUGGAAACUCUCCCACACAAUAUCUUUCUCAAUCUACGCAGAAACAGGAUAAUUCAUGCUCACGACUGGGGAACUCCUUGCAGAUGAGUGAAUUUCAUGCAGUUUGAAAAGUCAGACACAGUGAAUCACAAAAACCAUUUUAUUUAUUCUGUCAAAUGCAGUUUAGUUUUAAUUAUUUAUUAUGCUACUCCAGAGUGUACUUGUACAUGGAUUGUGGUAUAUUUUGUAAAAUGUAUCCAGUCUUAGUAAAAUGCAAUUUCACUUCAGCUUUCAGCUGUUCAAUAUUCCCUGAGCUCCACCUGCUUUUUGUGAGAGUUCUGAGGUGUGCAGAUUAGUGAUCUGAGAAUUUGUGAGGUUUUAGUAUCAUUUUUGAAAUUCCCACUUCUGGCUGUGUCUCUUUACAGCUGACCUGUGUCACCAUGUCCUUUGAUAGGUUUUACUGAAACAAGUAAAGAGAAAACACAAAGGCAGAUCCUGCUGCCACUGAAGUCAGUGGCAAAACUCUACAGACCUCACUGAGCAGGAUCAGAGAGCUGACCAGUAUUGCAGUUUGCUGUGCUUUUAACAUUACAGCGUAGCAGAAAGGUUGGGCUAGGUUCUCAGAAGGUGUAAAUCAGCACUGAAGAGACUGGAGCUAUGCCAUUUGACCCCUGACACCCCCCGCCCCCUGAAAAU
Molecule: messenger RNA, 6668 nt
Organism: Dermochelys coriacea (leatherback sea turtle)
Lineage: Eukaryota; Metazoa; Chordata; Testudines; Dermochelyidae
Product: PH and SEC7 domain-containing protein 3-like
Biological process (GO): regulation of ARF protein signal transduction
Molecular function (GO): guanyl-nucleotide exchange factor activity
Source: RefSeq, a predicted model, not a curated record